This is a messenger RNA of Electrophorus electricus (electric eel), 1925 nucleotides long. NCBI's taxonomy places the organism in Eukaryota, Metazoa, Chordata, Actinopteri, Gymnotiformes, Gymnotidae. The record is from RefSeq and is a predicted model, not a curated record.
GAAGGUUGUGAGAAGGGAUUAAAACACACACACAGCUGUUUACUAAAGGUGAAUGGGUUCGUGGGAAAUCCUGAUGCCAUCAGGGAAAUAUUGAGAAUAUAUUGGCUUUGUAUUUCUCAAGUUUCUUAAAUGGGAUAUUCUACUGCUUUUCUUCUGUUUGGAAAUGAGUGAAGCCACAAUGGCAAGUCCAGGCAAAGACAAUUAUCGAAUGAAGAGCUACAAGAACAAGGCUCUAAAUCCACAGGAGAUGCGCAGACGCAGGGAGGAGGAGGGUAUCCAGCUUCGCAAGCAAAAGAGAGAGGAACAGCUGUUCAAGAGGCGGAAUGUGUGUGUGCCGUCAAGCGAUGAGGCCAUGUUCGCAUGUCCCAUUCAGGAUCCUGAUGUCAGUUCUACUGUCCCAGUAUCUGCAGAAGGAGUUAUAACUCAAGACAUGGUUCAGAUGAUCUUCUCUGAAGACCCAGACCAGCAGCUAAUAGCGACCCAAAAAUUCAGGAAAUUACUUUCCAAAGAACCCAACCCUCCUAUUGAUGAGGUCAUUCUCACACCAGGGGUUGUCAGCAGGUUUGUAGAGUUCCUGAAGAGAAGUGACAACUGUACCCUUCAGUUCGAAGCUGCUUGGGCCUUGACCAACAUCGCAUCGGGGACAUUCCUGCACACCAAGGUGGUGAUCGAGACAGGAGCCGUGCCCAUUUUCAUUGAGCUUCUCAACUCGGAGUAUGAAGACGUUCAGGAGCAGGCUGUCUGGGCACUGGGAAAUAUAGCAGGGGACAAUGCCGAGUGCAGAGACUUUGUACUGAAUUGCGGCAUCCUCCCGUCCCUACAGCAGUUACUUGCAAAAUCCAAUCGUCUCACUACAACGCGGAAUGCUGUGUGGGCAUUGUCCAAUCUAUGCAGAGGCAAAAAUCCUCCCCCAGACUUUGCUAAGGUAUCACCAUGUCUGAGCGUGCUGUCCAGACUGCUGUUCAGCGGUGAUCCAGAUGUGCUGGCAGACGCUUGCUGGGCACUCUCCUACCUGUCUGAUGGUCCCAAUGACAAAAUCCAGGCUGUCAUCGACUCUGGAGUAUGCCGCAGACUGGUCGAGCUGCUUAUGCACAGUGAUUAUAAGGUGGUGUCUCCGGCUCUCAGGGCUGUGGGCAACAUUGUGACAGGGGAUGAUAUUCAGACUCAGGUGAUUUUGAACUGCUCAGCGCUACCCUGCCUGCUUCACCUGUUGAGUAGCCCUAAGGAGUCCAUCAAGAAAGAGGCCUGUUGGACGGUUUCCAACAUCACAGCAGGAAACAGGGCACAGAUCCAGACGGUGAUUGAUGCCAACAUCUUCCCCGUUCUGAUUGAGAUCCUGCAGAAGGCAGAGUUUCGCACCAGGAAGGAGGCAGCGUGGGCGAUAACCAAUGCCACCAGUGGAGGCACUCCUGAGCAGAUCAGGUACCUGGUGUCUCUGAACUGUAUCAAGCCCAUGUGUGACCUGCUGACAGUGAUGGACUCCAAGAUUGUGCAGGUGGCUCUGAACGGGCUGGAGAACAUCCUCAGACUGGGAGAACAGGAGUCUAAACAAAACGGCACCGGUAUAAACCCCUACUGUGCGCUCAUCGAGGAAGCUUACGGUCUCGAUAAGAUCGAGUUCCUCCAGAGCCAUGAGAAUCAGGAGAUCUACCAGAAGGCUUUUGACCUGAUUGAACGCUACUUUGGUGUGGAGGAGGAGGAUGCCAGCAUUGCUCCGCAGGUGGAUCAGAACCAGGGCCAGUACAUCUUCCAGCAGCCAGAGGGGCCCAUGGAGGGCUUCCAGCUUUAACCUUGUCUAGGACUGUCCGGCCAAGCUUCAGGUUCCACUUCCAUCUCAAUUGGAGCCCUGACACACUCUCUCACACACACUCUCACUCUCUCUCUCCACCUCUCUCUCUCUCUCUCUCUCUCUCUCUCUCUUUCUC